Molecule: messenger RNA, 1386 nt
Organism: Phragmites australis (common reed)
Lineage: Eukaryota; Viridiplantae; Streptophyta; Magnoliopsida; Poales; Poaceae
Exons: 3
Coding region: 1-1386 (461 amino acids)
Molecular function (GO): zinc ion binding; nucleic acid binding
Source: RefSeq, a predicted model, not a curated record
AUGGAGAGGGUCUCCCCAGGUUCUCUUAUUGAAAUUGAAGUGCAGAAAGUAAGUAAAAAAAUGUGCUUCAAGAGAAUUUUUGUUGCUUUGCAACCCUAUGUUCAUGGAUUUUUAGAAGGGUGUAGACCUUACAUAGGAGUAGAUUCAACUAUGCUCACUGGUAAAUACACUGGACAAUUGGCCUCUGCCACCUCUGUAGAUGGUUACAACUGGUUAUUCUAUGUAGCUUUUGCUAUAUUUGAUUCUGAAACAGAAGACAACUGGACUUGGUUCAUGCAACUAUUGCAUAGAGUUAUAGGCAAUCGUCCAGGUUUAGUCAUUUCAACUAAUGCUUGUAAAGGAUUGGAAAGUGUUGUUGAUGCUGCCUUCCCUGAAGCUGAGCAUAGAGAGUGCAUGAGGCAUCUCUAUGGCAAUUUCAUGAAGAAAUAUCGAGGACCUAUUUUUACUCAACACUUAUAUCCAGCUGCAAGGUCUUACACUGGAGAUGGAUUCAGGUGGCACAUGCAGCAAAUAGCUGAGACAAGCCCAGAUGCUAUAGGCUGGCUUGAGAAACAUCAUGGAAGAAUAUGGUACAGAUGUGGGUUCUCAGAAGAAAGCAAAUGUGACUACCUGACAAACAAUGUUUCUGAGAGUUUCAAUAAGCAAAUCAAGCCAAUGAAGGCUCUGCUUCUUCAUGAGCUAGUAGAUGGACUGAGGGAGUUGAUAAUGGAGAACAUGGCCCUCAGGAGGAAUAUAGGAAGACUGAUGGAGGAUGGGAUCUUGCCAAAUGUGAUCAAGGACUUGAAUAAAGCAAGCAAUAGCCUAAGAGUUGUCAAGAUUGUUAGAGGUGAUGAUGACUUUGCAGAAGUCACACUUGUUCAUGCUGACAAUAUCACCAGGAGAUGUAAAAUAGAAUAUUAUGUCCAUGAUUACUACUCUGUGCAGAGGUUCAAGGCAACAUAUGCUGCCAUGAUACCUCCAAUGACAGAUAGGUCCCAGUGGCCUAUUGUGGACCUUGGUUACAAAGUGUUUCCACAACAGCAGAAGAGAGGUGCAGGGAGGCCUAGAGUUCAGAGAAUAAGAGGUGUUCUUGAACCAGGAAGAAGAACUGUUAAGUGUAGGAGAUGUGGAGACUUUGGACACUUUGAGAAGACAUGCAAGCUAGCUGAGGCAUCUGGUGUGGAGAGCAAUGAGGAGCGUGUGGGCCCAAGUCAAUCAACACCAAGGAAGAGAAAAAAAAUGGCUUCCACUGGGGAGGGUGAGAACCAAACGCCCAAGAAGCAGAAGAAGACACCCAAGAAGAAGAGGACACCCAAGAAGAGGAAAACACCAAAAAAGAAGAAGGCUAAACCAAGUGCACCAACUGCCAGUGUUGUCAAAAAGCUCUCGAAGUGGUUGAAGACCUGA